This is a messenger RNA of Eublepharis macularius, 3320 nucleotides long. RefSeq names its product proteasome 26S subunit, non-ATPase 11 (gene PSMD11). The transcript has 14 exons. Bases 6 to 1274 code for a protein of 422 amino acids. Gene Ontology annotation, cellular component: proteasome regulatory particle, lid subcomplex. The record is from RefSeq and is a predicted model, not a curated record. Lineage: Eukaryota; Metazoa; Chordata; Lepidosauria; Squamata; Eublepharidae. Gene Ontology annotation, molecular function: structural molecule activity; protein binding. Gene Ontology annotation, biological process: ubiquitin-dependent protein catabolic process.
UUAAGAUGGCGGCUGCGGCGGGCUUGGAGUUUCAGCGCGCCCAGUCUUUGCUCAGCACCGACCGCGAGGCCUCUAUCGGCAUCCUUCACUCCAUAGUGAAGCGUGAUGUCCAGGAGAAUGAUGAAGAGGCAGUGCAAGUCAAAGAACAAAGCAUCUUGGAACUGGGGAGUCUCUUAGCCAAGACUGGGCAAGCCGAAGAGCUUGGAGGACUGCUGAAGUAUGUGCGUCCUUUUUUGAACUCCAUCAGCAAGGCGAAGGCAGCUCGCCUGGUUCGGUCCCUGCUAGACCUGUUCCUAGACAUGGAGGCAGCAACAGGACAAGAGGUUGACUUGUGUCUUGAAUGCAUUGAGUGGGCCAAAUCAGAGAAGAGGACGUUCCUGCGCCAAGCUCUGGAGGCGAGGCUGGUGUCUUUGUACUUUGACACUAAAAGGUACCAAGAGGCAUUGCAAUUAGGCUCACAGCUUUUGCGGGAGUUGAAGAAGAUGGAUGACAAGGCCCUGUUAGUAGAAGUCCAGCUGCUGGAGAGCAAGACCUAUCAUGCCUUGAGCAACCUGCCAAAAGCGAGAGCAGCGCUAACCUCUGCCCGAACCACAGCCAACGCAAUAUAUUGCCCACCCAAGCUGCAGGCAGCCCUGGAUAUGCAAUCAGGCAUCAUCCAUGCAGCAGAAGAGAAAGACUGGAAGACGGCGUACUCUUAUUUUUACGAGGCGUUUGAGGGUUAUGACUCCAUCGACAGCCCGAAAGCCAUCACGGCACUGAAAUACAUGCUGCUGUGCAAAAUCAUGCUGAACUUGCCUGAGGAUGUGCAGGCGCUGGUGAGCGGGAAGCUUGCACUGCGGUAUGCUGGCAGACAGACAGAAGCACUAAAGUGUGUGGCACAAGCCAGUAAGAAUCGAUCACUGGAGGACUUCAAAAAGGCGCUGAAAGAUUAUAAAGUGGAACUCAGGGAUGAUCCCAUCAUUAAUACACACUUGGGCAAACUCUAUGAUAACUUAUUGGAACAGAAUUUGAUCCGGGUCAUCGAGCCGUUCUCCAGAGUGCAGAUUGAACACAUAUCUAGCCUUAUCAAGUUGUCAAAGGCGGAUGUGGAAAGGAAACUCUCGCAGAUGAUCCUGGACAAGAAGUUCCAUGGGAUCCUCGACCAAGGCGAAGGCGUCCUGAUUAUUUUUGAUGAACCGCCUGUAGACAAAACAUACGAAGCUGCUCUGGAGACCAUACAGAAUAUGAGCAAAGUAGUGGAUUCGUUAUACAACAAAGCCAAGAAGCUGACAUAGAGUUGGGAACUGUUGCCUGUUGCUUUGGAGAGUGGGUGCGUGAAACCUUUGGGGGGGACAAAAGGCUAGAAGACUGGUGUUUUUUUCUCUCUCCCCCCCCUCCCAUUUUGCUCUACUUUUCACUUGGAAAGUUUUAAGACUUCCUCAUCUGAUCCAUCCUGUCUCCACAAUUGUGUGUUCCAGUUUCCAUGUAACCUUUUACCUGCUGAACUUUGUACCGGGAUGGGGAAAUAAUGUUUUAAAAAGGAAAAGAGUUUUUUUUUGUGGGGGUGGGAAAGUGCAGGGAGGGGAGGAAGCAAUGGCAGUAUCCUGAAUAAAAGGAGAGACUUACGCUACCUUUAAAUUUAAAAAGUGCUUCCCAUUUUCUUGAGGGUGGUGGUGGUGGGGUUAAUUGUGCAUCAUUGGAGUGAACUUGGCCACCAAAGGAUGCUCCACAUGGGAACAAAAUUCCUACACAGAAGGCACUUCCCUUGCACACUGUGUAACAUACUACAAUUGUAUGCACAUGGGCACACGCUGGAAGCUGUGGCCAGGUUCAGCAUCUUGCGUGCCAGCAAAAAGCCCCUGUGGGUCUUGCCCAAACUCCCUCCAAAUAAGAGCUUUUCUUGCAGGAAUUUUGUCAUUUGUGAAGUAGCCAGUUAGAAAGUGGGAGCUAUGUUAAAAUGCAGAGAGUUUAGGAAGCCAUGGUGGGAUCAUCUUGUUGUCCUCUGACAAUGACACUACAGAAGAGCCAUUAAAGGGCUCCCUCUACCUUUAAUGCUCUGUUGAAUUCUUGGAUGUGUUUCAUGCCCCAGAGUCUGCUUGAAUGCAUUUUCCCCAUGAUUGUCAAAAGGCAAGGGACCAUCAUGGUCUCUUCAGUAACCCUGAACGUUUCCUGGUUCUGUACUGCAUGAUUUUUUUUUGUUUUUGCUUUCCAAAAGGCAAGGAAUGUAUUUGUUUAAUUUCACAAGAAGUACAGUUGGAAGAGUAAUGGAGAGCUUCCAUUUUUGAAAAGGUUCACUUCUGUUUCGAAGGGGAGUUGAGUAUUUUAGAAUUUCCAGCAGGCUGUUUCUGGGCAACCCAGGGGCAGCUUUACUUUGUGCUACCGCCUGAACAUCUCUCAAGGAGAAGAGUUGCCCUGCUCAUCUCGGGCUGAGGAUCAGACUGUUCCCAACACCCACCAUGGGGAUGUUGCCAAAAGCAGUGUCCCCCGAGUGUUGUUUUCCCCAUCUCUGCUGUGGUAUCUAGGCUUAUUUGCAUCACAACAUUUGAGUUUUUCCUGCCAGAAUCAGGCCAGUGCUGUAAACUGGAGGCAGGGGAGGUCAUGUUCCAAUAUCUACAUCACCAGGUGAGGAGCUCUCUUGUGUUAGAAAUCUUCACCAGGCAGUUCCAGAGCUAAAUCUUGUCCUCUGGCCACCCAGUUGCCAAAUUGCAGAUAACAGUGUCUCUGGAGGAAGCAGCAGCUGUGGCUUGUGGGAACAGCCUGGGAGCAGGGCAGAGAGGGAUCCUGGCCUGCCGCUGUGACCGUCUAGUUGCUGACCAGCGAGGGAGAGGAAUACGGAGGCCGCCACUGAGAGAGCCACUGAUCUUGGUGGCAUCCCUGUGGCUGGCAAAAAGUGUAGUUCACCUGUUCCCUGUCAGCGUAGGGAACAUUGGGCAGCUGCUCUUCUUUGUGAGAGGCAGGGUGCUGUUGAAUGCCUGUGUUGUCUUUACGGUGUCACUGACAUCGGAGUAUUGUAACCUCCUACUGUGCUGUCCUCAUCCAUUCCUUUCCCUCUAUGCUUCUUCACCCUCAUUUUGUAGAAUUGCUCUCCUAUAUCAAGAAAUAUUUUUGCAUUUGCAUGCAAUCCUUCAACUGGCUGACUUUCUCUUCUUUUUUUUCUGCCUCCCCCUUUUUGUUAACUCUGUCUUUGUCUCAGCCAGUCAGAUGUUCUGGGGAGGUAAUUUUUUUGUCUUGGGGAGGGUUUUGGCACCAUGAAUUUCAAAUGUACAAAUGGUUCACGCUAACACACACCAGGUAUAUCUGAUGUUCAGAUGGCAUACAAAUAAAUUUUUUUUUCAAAAACA